UUUAGCAGCACCACUGCAUAUUUUAGCCAAUUCUAUCUCCUUAUGGUCAGUAUUCACCCACACUCCCUUCCUAUCUACACACAUACAUUCUUCACAUCCUUUCUCCCAUCUACGGAUAAGGCGCCCCGAUGGCCCCUUGGGAGAAGCAUUUGCUCCUCCUCGCCUUCCUCUACGCCGCUCUCCUCAUCCAAGAUGCCACAGGGUCUACAGAUUAUGGUAUUGCAUCACCAGGAAUUCAAGAUGGCUCUAGAAGAUUGCUGAUUGGCUCGGUGGCACCAACGUGCACCUACAACGAGUGCAGAGGGUGCCGGUUUAAGUGCAGAGCCGAGCAAGUUCCGGUUGAAGGCAACGAUCCGAUAAACAGCGCUUAUCACUACAAAUGUGUUUGUCACAGAUAGAAUUUUUUGCACCUUUGAGUUUUUGUCCAAAUGUAGGAGCAUCAGCUCAUACUAUAUUAUUACUAUUGAGAAAAUAUAGAUUCAUUUUGUCCAGCA
Molecule: messenger RNA, 494 nt
Organism: Salvia splendens (bonfire salvia)
Lineage: Eukaryota; Viridiplantae; Streptophyta; Magnoliopsida; Lamiales; Lamiaceae
Product: EPIDERMAL PATTERNING FACTOR-like protein 9
Exons: 3
Coding region: 129-398 (89 amino acids)
Biological process (GO): positive regulation of stomatal complex development
Source: RefSeq, a predicted model, not a curated record